AUAGUCGGGGAGAGUCUGGUGUUUAUAUUCUGGUUUGUUUACAUCGUUCAUCAAAAUUUCAGGCAAACUUAGAUCAUGGUUGUAGUCUUGUGGCAGAAUUGGGGAGAACAUGUGGGGCGACAGUUACCGCAUUUUUUGGCUGGAGCCACACUCACAGACGUGACCAUCACUGUGGGACCCCGUAGCAUCAAAGCUCAUCGGAUAAUAUUAGCUUUUUUUAGUCCAUUUUUUAAAAAAAUGUUGGAAGAAGUCAGCGAAGAGCGGCCUAUGGUGGUCGUGUUUCCUGGAGUCAACUUUGAUGCUCUACAGGUCAUUGUUGCCUACAUGUACCGUGGCCAGGUUAAUGUCCCAGCAGAACUUCUACCCCAUGUUAUUGAGCUUGCAAAGAUGCUGAAAGUGAAAGGUCUUAUUGAAUUACCUGCUCAGCUGGACACUGUCAUUGCAGGGUCUGGAGGAAAAGUUGCAGCCGCACAUGAAGCUGUGAAUCAAGAGCACCUGGACAUGCACCAUGAAGAUGAAGGGUUAGUAGAGUUCGAAGUAACUGCUGCAGAACAUGAGCCAACAGUCACUAGUAAUGCACAGCAACAGUCAGUCAACACCCACAACCCCAUGACUGUUAUGACCCAGAAUUCAGCAGAUGUUCAGCCUGUAUCUACCAUUCAGAUUCAGCACUCAGAACACACAGAAUCAGAAAAGAUGGAGGCUGCAGUUGCUAGGAGAGUAGAAAUUGCAAAGGGUGAGGUUGAAGAUGAAGAUGAACAUGUGCUCAUUCAGCCAGAAGACAUUCAGUUGUCUACAGUGGAUGAUCUGACUCACACACAGAUAGUUAAGCUGAGUGAGAAUGGAACUGUGGGUGAGGUGCUGUUUAGUGGUGACUACAUCCAUAGUGAGAGAGCUGGAGAUGAUCACCAUGCUUCUGCAGAUGAUUCAAUGUGUUUACAGGAAGGGCAAGAUUAUGCUGCAUCGAAAAAGAGGCGGAAAGUUAUAUACAAGUUAGCAAGAUAUGGGCCAGAAGAUCUUCAAAGAGCAAUAGAAGAUGUGCGUUCAGGCAUGGGAACGCUGCGUGAGAUUGCUGAAAGAUAUGGUGUUCCACAUUCCACUCUCUCUGUAAAUGCACGGAUGGCAGGAAUUUCAGUUCAGCAACGAAACCUGGAUUAUGAUAAUGAGACACUAGAAGCAGCCAAGCAGGCAGUAAAAGGAGGGUCAAGCUACAUGAAAGUCGCUCGGGAGUACAACAUCCCUAAAUCAGUGCUUUGGAGACGAUGUCAGAGAGAGGGUGUGCUAAGAGGAGAAGCCCGUCGUUGCUACAACUAUUCCCCUGACGACAUAGACCAAGCAAGACAAAUGCUGCUUGGUGGACGGCCACUCUCCACCAUUGUCAAAGAUACAAAGAUUCCAAAGACAACUUUGUUUCGCAUCAAAGAACAACUGGUGAGAGAGGGAAAGAUGCCAGCUUCAUGUAUCAACCGUUCCAUCCGUCCUCGAAGACCCUCAGAAAAUUCCCUGCAACAAGCCAUCACAGCAUGCAAGGAGGAAGGCAUGUCUCAGGGCAGAGCCUCUGAAAAAUUUCAGGUCUCAAAGACAACAGUGUGGCGUCGUUUGAAAAGAAUGAAGCAGCUAGACCCAGACCAAAGAAAUAGUGAGAAUGAGAUAGACAGACAGAAUGUAAAGAUUGAGGUUGUUGAUAAUAUCACAGGAGAUCAUCUUCCUGAUACUUAUGACGAAGGAAUCACAAUGAGAUAUGCUGAAGAUGGAGACUUACGUUAUGUUGACACCAUAGAUGGGCAGAACUCUGAGGAAAGAACACUUGAUUGUGAGACUGUGAGUGCUAAAUAUGCAAAUUUGAGUGGUACUGAAAAAUUGCUUCAAAAUAAAGAUGCUGGUCAGGCAAAAAUGGGGACAGAAAAGCACGUUUCUUAUGAAGUUGUACCAGAAUCUUCUAUAGUACAAAGUGAGGGCCAGAAUAUUGUUAUAGCCAGUUCCCAGUCUUCGUUUAUUGACAGCAAACAUCUUGGGAUAUUUACAAGUGAGGGACACAUGAUUCCUACUGGAGAGCAAUUAACUAUUACCCAAGAUAAUAAGGUGGUUCCAGCAACAGAAGGAUCAAGAGAAAAUGCAGGGAAUACCCAGUUCGAGUUAGAAAUGCCUUUGAUGAAUCUCCCAGGUGGAGGAUACCAGGUUGUUGGGAGUGAGAUUGUUAUAGGGGGCCAGCAGAUGGUUGUCUUGGAGCCAUCUGGAUCAAACCCUCAUCACCCAACCAACAGUGACCACCAUCUGGUUGUUGCUUCAUUCAGUCAGAUGGAUGGCUUGGAUGACCUGUCAAAGGUUGAGAGGACGGUCAGUGUUGAAAACCUCGAAACAGAGAACCAGCAAGUUGAAGAUAUGAAGCAAGAUGGUUCAAGAUCACAACAAAACUCCGACUAGUGAUAUUUAUUCCUGAGUUGUGAGUUGAAGCCGAAUGUAAUUGAAGGUCUAUUAGUAGGCUCUUUGUGUUUCAUAUGAUAACUGUAUUCGGUUACAUUUUGUGUGAAGAAUAUUCUGAAAAAAAAAAUUGCAUUAUUAUUAUUAUUAAUAAACUUAUUAUUAAUAUUAUUACUAUUGUUAUUGUUUGUGUUAUUCAUAUUAUUAUUAUUAUCAUCAGUUAUUAUUAUUAUCAUUAUUUUUACUAUUAUUAUUAUUAUUAUUAUUAUUAUUAUUAUUAUUAUUAUUAUUAUUAAUGUUGCUAUUAUUGUUAUUAUCACAAGCAUAAUUGUUUAUGGUCACUGUAAUUGUUUUUAUUGCAAUUAGCAUUUUUAUUGUUAUUGGUGUAGAUUCAAGAGGGCAAAGAAAAGGCUUGUGUGCUAAGGUGUAAACACUAUAUAUACUCACUGAAGUAUUUCCACUACUUUGCUGAAAAUGGAUUAGGAAUUCGCUGAUAAGAAAUAGCUCUUUUCUUUGGGAGUUUAUAAUGAUAAAAGUGGUUGAUGCAAAGAAUGAAAAUAAAAGGAGAGUAAUACUAAAGACCUCCUUCAUGUAUGCUGUAUUUUUCUCACUUCAAUUGUGCAUGUAUUUUCCCAAAUGAUGUGAAAGUUGUAACAUCAGUCAUGUAUAUUUUGUAAGUAGCUCCAUAUUGGAGAGAUUUUUGUAAAUAGGUAGGUCAGAGUAUCACAGAGCCUUUUUCCCCUCAUUAAAAAAUUGGUUUAUUACUUGUCAUUAAAUGAAAUAUACCUGUAUUUUCAC
Messenger RNA from Penaeus monodon (black tiger shrimp), 3219 nucleotides. RefSeq lists its product as uncharacterized. Gene Ontology annotation, molecular function: DNA binding; protein binding. Lineage: Eukaryota; Metazoa; Arthropoda; Malacostraca; Decapoda; Penaeidae. The record is from RefSeq and is a predicted model, not a curated record. The coding region runs from base 76 to 2424 and encodes 782 amino acids. The transcript is spliced from 15 exons. Gene Ontology annotation, biological process: regulation of transcription by RNA polymerase II. Gene Ontology annotation, cellular component: nucleus.